Molecule: messenger RNA, 1497 nt
Organism: Alternaria metachromatica
Lineage: Eukaryota; Fungi; Ascomycota; Dothideomycetes; Pleosporales; Pleosporaceae
Exons: 4
Coding region: 1-1497 (498 amino acids)
Source: RefSeq, a predicted model, not a curated record
AUGGCUGAUUUCCACGGCUUCACCACCAUGGCAGAAAUCAUCGGAUUGGCAGCUUCCCUCAUCACUCUGGCAGGCGCGAGCGCGCAACUAGCCAGAACGCUGCUUGAAGUCGCCAAUGUUAUCAAAUCCGCUGAAUAUGAGGCUAGGCUCAUCGCCGCAGACAUUUCUGUCUUCUCAAGCUCACUUACGCAAUUGAGUAUGGUCGUGGAUCUGCCACACUCGAAGACGGAGAAGCUUCGCGAGAUCACUGUCGUCUUGAUCUCUGCAUGUCGAACUCUUAUCGAAGACCUGAGGAUGCUCAUCGGAGAGCCAGUCCAACAUGAUCCUUCACGACGCGCUUUCACCAUCUCGCUCAUACGGUUCCGAUUCAGGUGGAUGAAAGUUGGUCCCAAGGUUAUGUUUGUCAAGAGCUUGGUGGAUUCAUUCAAGACCACCAUCAUCGUCCUUGUUUCUACCAUGAACUUGGCUGUCGUACUGCAGCGAGAUGCCCCGGAUUCUAUCAGCGAGAGUCUAAAAACACAGGUUGAGAGCAACAUCAAGUUUGCGGAAGACGCUACGGAGUGUCUGCAUCAUCAUAGAGAUGCCCAGCAAGACGACGCUUCUUCCUGUACACUCACUCUGGACUUCAGCGCUGCAAUAGAGGCUGAAGACGCGACACCCGGUGCGGGUGCAGAGUUGAUUGUACGUGGUGCAGCACAACAAGGUAUUACGAAAAGGCACGACUCAACCAUCUUCCAGAACGGGGAAUUCGACGAGGAUGACUGCGCCCUUCAGGCAUCUCAGAAAUGUACACAAAUUGUCGAGAUGCAGCAAAUGUCUUGCGCGUUGGCCAGAGAUGUGCUAGACCAUCAGAGUCUGAAACCGACGUGGAGCUGGAAUGCGAGUGAGAAGAUGUCUGCACAUGAGGAACCCCAGCCCUUUCCUACAAGCGAAGAUAGCUAUUCGACAGCGGGAUCUGAAACUUAUGAAAGAACACCGUCUAAGGAAAAAGGCGGAGAGUCGGUACGCCACCACGAGCCACAAGAACGCCGGAUUCCCCUCGGGGAGUUAUUGGAACAGAUGCGAACUCCGGACUCCAAGGUGAAAUGGAUCAGCAAUUCGAGUGUCGAUGCUGGUGUGCACCGACAGAAGUCGUUCGAGCGCAAGGACGAAGAGGCGGUACGCGAUAGUAGUUCACGGCAACACGUUUCACGCGAUGAAAAGGAUAGAAUCGAUAGAUUGGAGAAUUUGCUUGUCGAGAAGGAAAAGGCAGAGAAGGAAGCUGCUGAAACGGCGAGGGCAAAGACGGAAAGCAGUAAAUUCGAUAGGUUAGAGAAUCUGCUUAUAUCCCAACAGGAGGCAAAGAUCGAAAAGGAAAAGGCAAAGAAAGAAGCUGCGGAACAAGUGGAGAAAGCCAGAAAGGCACCGAUUGUCUUCUACGAUGCCAUCGAUCGCAAGUUCGAAUGCCCUUGGCGUUUGUGCAGUAAUUGGGGGGAACUUGACCUCACCUCCGAUUGA